AUGAAUCCGACAGCAACUACUAAUAGCAAUUUAACUCAAAAAUACAAUCUCUACGGUUGGGGGCCAUUUCGAUGUGGCGGAAUUCUUAGUCGACCUAUAUUUGCCUAUGUUAUGUUAUGCAUUUGUACAUUUGUUCAGAAUUUUACCGUUAAUGGAGCGAAUAAUGCUGUAAUUUCAACACUCGAACGUGCUUUCUAUUUGGAUAGUGUCCAAUCCGGCUUCUUUCUCGCUCUGUACGAUUUAGCUACUGUUGUCUCGUCGCCAGUCGUUGGCUAUUUAGGUGGUCUAUAUUCGUCACCGAUAUUUUUCUCGUUAAAUAUGAUUAUUGUUGCAAUUGGAAAUAUUAUGGUCGCCUCAAGUAAUUUCGUCAAUCAAGGUAUGAAAAUAAACCUCAAUUCUCAACAGGUACAGAAUUCUUUCACCACCGACAAUGUUCUCUUUCAAUGUUAUAAAAAUCCUUAUAAUAAUCAAUCCGUUACUGACACUACAUGUUUAAAAGUCGAACAGUUAUCGAAAUCGGUUACGAAUGCCAAGGCACUCUUAUACAUAGGAAAUUGUGUUACCGGUAUUGGAAGCGUAGCUUUAUUGACAAUCGGUAUUGCAUAUAUUGAAAGAAUAUUUCCACGUGAAAAGGCUGCAUAUUGCCAAGCGAUUUAUUUUGCUGUUGGAACAGUCGGUGGCGCACUUGGGAUUGUAGUGACAGGAAGAUUUUUAUUGUUAUAUACAAAUUUAACACCCAAACAAUAUCUUCCGGCAUGGUUGAAACCUACGCAUCCACUGUGGAUCGGAUGUUGGUGGUUACCUUAUCUAAUUUAUGGAUCAUUAUGCUUUCUCAUCGGUAUUUUUGUGUCUGGUUUACCAAAUUUUGAGGUUCCAGGUCAAAAAUAUUUGAUUCAAGAAACAAUAUCACCAUCUCAGCCAAAAAGUCAUGCUUCUACUAAUCGAGAAGAUAGUUCAGUCGAAAUAACAACUACGACAACAAUAGCUAUAACACCAAAUACACCAGGUAGAAAUACCGAUGGUAUAGUCAAUCAUGCUUACUCGUCGGACACCUUGUAUAAUCAAGUAACACCAUCUCCUUCAACUACAGCAUCCAAUUCACCUGUUCAACGCAGAGGACGAUGGAAAGAUAUGUGUGCAAUUAUCUGCGAAUUGCUUCAAAAUGUACGAUUUAUUUUUAUUGUCAUUGCCAAUUUAUUCGAAGGAAUUUUAUUGAAAGGAUUUGUUCCUUUUAUCACCAAAUAUUUCGAGUAUCAACAUCAGUUAGAUUCAUCAACUGCAACAUUAAUCACUGGCGCGAUUGCCCUACUUUCCGUUGUUAUCGGUUGUCCCAUUGGUGCGUUUUGUAUGAAUAGAUAUUCCUGGACGCCCAAACGAUGUGCCUCUGUGUGUAUGGUUAUUUUAACUCUUUCAUCGUUUCUUUUUCUGCUUCUUACUCUCUCAUGUCCGGAAUUAAAAUUCCAGUACACCGAUUGCUCAAAUGAAAAUUCACCUUGUUGUCAUAAUAUCUAUCGUCCAGUAUGUGAUAUUGAAAAUCGGCAGAAAAUGUAUUUGUCUCCAUGUCACUUCGGCUGUACGAAUCAAACGUUAAGCAGCGUUGACAGUACGACCCUGUAUUCUUCAUGCAAUUGUGCCGAUAAUACAGUUCUGAGUGAAGCGGCAUGUCGGUUUCGGCGAAUACCUUGUACAGCCAUCUUCGUUUUAGCCAUACUUGGUGCUACAUGUGUGGUUUUCUUCACUGCAUUUAUUCAAGUUCCACUAUUACAAGUUCUUUUUCACACUGUUCCAUUGCCGUAUCAAAAUAUGGCACUUGCAUUACGUCAAACAACUGUGCGAGUAUUAGGGCAGACGACCGGCCCGCUAAUCUUCGGCUUCGCUUUUGAUCGAUCCUGUUUAGUAUGGUUAACGGAUUGUUACGGUCGACGAACAUGUAAAGUAUACAAUAAUCGUCGAAUGGGUUUAUCGAUGGCAUUAUCGGGAUUUCUGACUCGAUUCAUAUCUGGCACUUCUUGCGGCGUUGUUUAUUUCAUUUGGAAAUUUAAAUAUUCUGAAGAUAUUCCGCCUAAUGCCUUGACUACUCCUACCACCGAUGUGCCAGCACAUACAAAUGAAAAUAAUGAGUUAACCCGCUUGUAA
Messenger RNA from Adineta ricciae, 2136 nucleotides. The record is from the annotation of a GenBank genome assembly. Lineage: Eukaryota; Metazoa; Rotifera; Eurotatoria; Adinetida; Adinetidae.